AAAACGUGCCAAGGCUCCGCAAUUUACGUUUAACAAACAACCGCAACAGAAAUUUACACAGUUCAAAGAAAUUUUGUCCGUUUCAAUUUAAAGUCGAAACAAGACCAGUGUUGCAUAACAAACAAUUUUUUGAGUACUCAAGCAUCGAUCUUUUAAAGGGAAGGAUAUAUAGAGCUAUAGGCCAUUAGUAUGGCUAUCAGUCUUGGGAAUAAUCUGUCGACCGUUAAGUUCUUGUUUGAAAAGCUUGCUUAUCUUGCAAGAUACAUACAUAUGUAUAUUCACUUGCCUCGGCAUUUACGAGAUUUUAGGUGUAUCUUGUAUGUGAGCAAGUCGGAGAAAAAUAUCGCAUACUUCUCUGGAAAAAAUCGGCCCAAAAUUGAGGUUAGGGCAGCAGUGAAAACAGGAUUUAGCUGAGCAGCCGGCUAAAAAUCCACCGAACACUUUGUAUAAUGUGGAUGGAUAUACAUAACUUACAAUUGAACCAGAUCGAUGUGAUUCAGCUGAAAAAUGAACUAGCUCCGACAUCAGAAUCGACUACGCUUGGCAUAUUCCUUCAAAUGUUUGUAGUACCAAUAUAAAAUAUAUGUUUUGAAAAUGUAAAAAAAAAGUUCAAACUCACGACAGCGAAAUACUUCAGGAAACCAAACCGAUUGAUCCAACACAACCACAAAAAUACACACAUCUCCAAUAGUUAACCAUGGUUCACCCCAGUGCAAAGAACUUUGCUCUCGCAAGGGCCGGCUGCGUUCCGUGGGCCUCGUGACGGCAGGGGUCGUGGCCUUAUACAUGGGCCUCAGCGUAUACGAGAACCAGGAAGGCCUGUUCCGGACAUUUGUGCUGCCGGCAGUCCGUUGGCUGCCCGCCGAGACGGGCAACAAUUUGGCCCUGAUGGCGUGCAAGUAUCGCCUUUAUCCAGUGUCCGGCUACAGGGACAACAUUAACUUGAAGACCUCGUUUUUUGGCCGGCCCAUAAGCAAUCCCAUUGGCAUCGCGGCCGGCUUCGAUAAGAACGGCGAGGCCGUGCAGGGGCUAAAGGAUUUGGGUUUCGGUUUCAUUGAGAUUGGCAGCGUUACGCCCCAGGCCCAGGCGGGCAACCCCAAGCCGCGCAUCUUUCGCUUGCACAACGAUCGGGCGAUCAUCAACCGGAAGGGCGUCGAUAGCGAUGGCCACGAGGCGGUGGUGAGGCGGCUGCGGCACUUGCGAGCCACCAAUGCUAUCGAUGUUGUCGUGGGCGUUAAUCUGGAACGCAAUCGCACCUCCAAGACACCUGUCAUGGACUACAUGGCAGGUGUGAAGGCCUUUGCCCCCUGGGCCGACUAUCUGGUUGUCAACUACGACCAUUUGAAGGGCAUGCGGAGCGUGAACAACAAAACGAAGCUCAUCGAGCUUCUGGAGGGUGUCAACAAAGCGCGAGCCCAGCUGGGCGACAAGGUGAAUGUGCCCAUUCUGUUGAAGCUAUCGCCAGAUCUGACACUGGACGAAAUGCGGGACGUGGCCGCCGUCAUUAAAACGUAUGCAUGCCGUGUGGAUGGCCUAAUUGUGUCCAAUGCAACAAUGUAUCGGGGCAAUCUCAGAGUCUCCAGGCUGGCCACAGAGAACGGCGGCAUAAGUGGGGAACCGCUGCGGGAGCGCUCCACGAGGCUGAUUGCCCAGAUGUACGAGCUAACCAAUGGCUGCGUGCCCAUCAUUGGCGUGGGCGGUGUCUCAUCCGGCCGGGAUGCAUACGAGAAGAUCGCGGCCGGUGCAUCGUAUGUGCAAAUCUAUACGGCUUUUGUGUACGAGGGCCCUGAUUUAGUGGACCGCGUUAAGGCGGAUCUUUCCGCAUGGCUAACCAAGUUGGGCUAUGAGAAUAUUGACGAAGCAGUAGGUUCCAAUUAUCAACGAUAUCUGCCCAGCACUGAUUAAUUCCAAAUAAAUUAAAUUUUGUGUUU
Molecule: messenger RNA, 1931 nt
Organism: Drosophila novamexicana
Lineage: Eukaryota; Metazoa; Arthropoda; Insecta; Diptera; Drosophilidae
Product: dihydroorotate dehydrogenase (quinone), mitochondrial-like
Exons: 4
Coding region: 787-1905 (372 amino acids)
Biological process (GO): 'de novo' pyrimidine nucleobase biosynthetic process; pyrimidine ribonucleotide biosynthetic process
Cellular component (GO): cytoplasm; mitochondrial inner membrane
Molecular function (GO): dihydroorotate dehydrogenase activity
Source: RefSeq, a predicted model, not a curated record